Paramecium primaurelia is the source of this 660-nucleotide messenger RNA. The record is from the annotation of a GenBank genome assembly. Lineage: Eukaryota; Ciliophora; Oligohymenophorea; Peniculida; Parameciidae.
AUGUCUAUUUGUGAAAUCUGUUUUAUAAAAGACAAGCUUAAUAUUUGGUAUUAAUUAAAAAAUUCUAAAUUAGUCCUAAAUGCUCUAGAAAUGUUUGUUCAUUUUGUAUUAAGUUGUCAGAUUGCGAUCUUUGCAUUCUAAUAGAAAUGAAAUUUGCAUUUGUAAUAAUUGAAAAUAUAUUUUAUUUAGUAAUAUCAACAACAUAAUUUACAGAUUGAAGAGUAAGAAUAUUGGUUAAAAUAAAUUAAUGAAAAAUUAAAUACACUAAAUCAAGAAAUUUCCUUAAUACAAAAAGCAAAUUCACUUUUUAAUAAGAAUCAAAAUGAAAAAUGUUAAUAAUUAGAGUUUUAAAUGAGUUAAACAAUCAUUGAUAAACAACAUGAACUUGAAGAUAUUGAAACUGAAAUUGAAAAUUAAAAAGUAAAGUAUAUUUAUUUUAAUAUGAUUUUAGUUUAUAAUUCAAAUGAAGAAUUAAAUGAAUUAAAAAUAUAUCAAUUAAAAUUAUCAACACAAAAUAAAGAGUUAGAUUUAAAAAUAAAUGAAGCUGAGAAAGAAUAUGAGGUAUUACAAGAAACUUUAAAUUAAAAAAAAAUAACAAAUAUAUUAAAUCUUAUAAACUUUGAAAAAUAAAACUAGUUUAAUAAAAGGUAAUUUAGAUGA